AUGAAGAGGACUGCGAUUGAGGAAGCCGAUGAUCCCAAUGGGUCCAAGGUUAAGAGAAGUAGGGUUGCCGAUCCUGAUGAAUUCGACUUUGAGCUUGAUGUUGACGAUAUUGGUUCCGAGGAUGGAUCACACUAUGCCGGCACAUCAUCUACUAUUCCCACAAACGAUACCCCAUUGACUCCUCUUUCCCCUGCGCGCAAGUUUCCUUCAGACCUCAAGACGAUCAAAUGUACGUUCCCCGAUUGCGACAAGACGUUCAACCGCCCAGCUCGUCUUGCUGCCCACAUGCGAUCUCACAACAAGGAACGACCGUAUAAGUGCCUAUUUCUUGGUUGCGACAAAGAUUAUAUUGAGGAGAAACACUUAAGACAGCAUAUCAAAGGUUCCCACACUGAAGAACGCGAACAUCGCUGCGCCCAACCUGGUUGCGGCAAGAGUUUCAUGACAGCUACUCGUUUGAGACGACACCAAGCUGUUCAUGAGGGCCAAGAGAGAUUCCGAUGCCGAGACUUCCCGCCAUGUAACCAGUCAUUCCGUAAGCAUCAGACUUUGCAACGUCACGUCCGCGCCGAGCAUCUUCGUGUUUCUCCCUACCCUUGCGACUAUAAAGAUGGCAUAUCGGGAGAUGCUUGUGGCGCAGGAUUUGAUAACGCUGGAGCUUUAAGACGCCACCAAGAGCGAGAACAUGGUGAAAUUCGCUUCUGGUGCGACGAAUGCAGCACUCAUCAGGAGAAUACCGAUGGUAAUCAGCCCGAGAGAGUAGGAUUCACCACAAUGGCCCUAUUACAAGCUCACAUGAAACAAGAUCAUGUCAGCUGUAUGUUCUGUGGAGUCCAAUGUAACGGCAGGUCAGGUCUUGAACAGCAUAUUGACUCAGAGCACUCAAAUCCUAAGAGUAUCGAGGAACGAAAAAAUGUUGCUUGCACGUGGCCGGGUUGCACUAAGACAUUCACCAAGAAAUCGAACCUUAAUGUUCAUAUACGAAGCUUCCAUGAGGGCUUGCGGUUCGUCUGUGGAGAGGUUGAUCUUAGUGGCACAGAAGAUUUGGGGCGCUGGUUACAAUCCGAUGGUUGCGGGGAGAGCUUCGUUACCAAAGCCAAUCUGGAGAACCAUGUCCGCUAUAUACAUCUAAAGUAUGAACGACCAGAGCAGCCUCAGGGAGUAUCUAAGCCCAAGCAACGCGAUCCUUCUGAUAUCCUCGAAGAGCUCACGGGGGUGGGAGAGAAGUCUAGACGGACAUUGCCAUGUACAAUUUCCGGCUGUACCGCCAAAUUCAUACACAAUGGCGAACUUGAGGCACACCUACAAAGUGAGCAUAUCAUCGAGCAUGCACUACAACAGCUGGCAGAGCCGGAUGUAGACCCAAUGCUGCCUAUGGUAUAUGAUGAUAUGAUGCAAGGGGUAGGGAACUUGGAAGAGGCGGAUGGUAGGAACGGUGAAUUCUGGAUUGGGGCUGAUACUGGUCUGGAGGGUUCAAUGGCACCGAGGUUUGAUGAGGAAUGGUUUCACGACGAGGCCGAAAUGAGACAGCUCAUCCAGCCUAGUGAUUUGGAUGGCUUGAUCGACCCGGCGUUAAAUGAUUCGUAG
Molecule: messenger RNA, 1587 nt
Organism: Daldinia childiae
Lineage: Eukaryota; Fungi; Ascomycota; Sordariomycetes; Xylariales; Hypoxylaceae
Product: Transcription factor IIIA
Exons: 2
Coding region: 1-1587 (528 amino acids)
Biological process (GO): regulation of transcription by RNA polymerase II
Cellular component (GO): nucleus
Source: RefSeq, a predicted model, not a curated record